UCGCCGUGCGCUCUGGUCCUCCUCUGCGCGCUCUGUGUCUCGCCUUGGAAAAACUGCGUCGGAGACCUGGAUCACCAAAAGUUGACCGAAUCGGUUUAGAGAUACUGGGCUUGGGACCGGACUGAUUCGGUGUUGGUUUUUCUGAGGGCUGGAGGGGUUUUGUUUGUUUCUUUAAACUUUAAACUUUUACAGUUUAGCCAUGGAGACUCUCGGUCUCCUCGCGCUGCUGUGCGCCUUUAUGGCUGGAGCGCAAACGCAGAACCAAAAAGAAAGGUUUGCGGAUUGUCCGGUUGACAUUUUCUUUGUGCUGGAUACAUCCGAGAGUGUCGCCCUCAGAAAGAAACCUCCCAAGUUUUAUAUUGACCAGGUCAUAAACUUCACCAACAACUUCAUAGAUGAACUCAGGGAAUAUCGCCACCGAUGCGACCGCGUCCUGACGUGGAACUCGGGAGCUCUGCACUACAGCGACGAAGUCAAACUCAUCCGCGGGCUGAGCGACAUGAGGACCGACCGCAAGGCCCUGAAGGAUGACAUCACGCACAUCGACUUCAUCGGCAAGGGCACGUACACCGACUGUGCCAUCAGGGACGGUCUCGGUCACCUGCUCAACGGGGGCACGCACUACCAAGAGAACAAGUACAUCGUGGUGGUGACCGAUGGUCAUCCUAUCACCGGGUACAAGGAGCCGUGUGGAGGCGUGCAGGAGGCCGUGAACGAAGCCAAGCAGCACGGAGUCAAAGUGUUCGCCAUUGCCAUCUUACCUGACCAGGAGGAGACCCGGCUGUCGCUCAUCGCCACAAAUCCGAACUACAGACAGAACUUCACCGCUGCAGACGACACCAGGUCCACGAAGAUGGGAACCAUCAGAACCAUCAUAGAAAUGAUCACAAACGAGACGAAGGAUGUGUGCUGCUCUUUCGACUGCAUUGCUCCGGGAGGAGACGCCGGACCGAAGGGAGACAUCGGAGCAAACGGAGAAACAGGUCGAUUGGGGAUGCCCGGAGAGAAGGGAGACGUUGGCAACGUGGGCAAACUUGGAGAUGCCGGUCCUGUUGGUUACACUGGAAUGAAGGGCGACCGCGGUGGCAAAGGAGGAAAGGGGGGCAGAGGACACAAAGGCUACAAGGGAGACAAAGGUCAAGGGGGAGACGACGGCAGUGACGGACACAAGGGCAAAGAUGGUUUCGCCGGUCUUCCCGGCUGCAAAGGAUCUCCCGGAUCAGACGGCCUGGAGGGGGAUUCUGGACCAAAGGGAGACGCUGGUCCUUAUGGAGUGAAAGGAGGAAAAGGACAAUCCGGAAAAGACGGCGGACCGGGAAGGCCCGGAAACUACGGCCCACUGGGACCUCAGGGCGAGCGGGGACCUCGCGGAAACAACGGGGACAAAGGAGAGCGCGGCGAUGACGGCGGAACCGGACCGGAUGGGAACCGCGGAGAGAGAGGACAAUUUGGAGAGAAGGGCGAGCAAGGUUCCCGUGGAAACAGAGGUCCAAGAGGAGGCAUGGGGGAGCCAGGGCCCCGCGGAGAGCAGGGGAGGGAGGGCUCAACCGGCACCAACGGAGACCCCGGCCAGUCGGGCAGAGCCGGGUCUCCUGGCUACAGAGGAGAUGAAGGCCCACCUGGACCAGAGGGUCCCAAAGGGCCGAGAGGAAUCAAAGGAGCUCCGGGAGACAGAGGCCAGAUGGGGGAGAGGGGAGAAGACGGCAUGCCAGGAAACGGCACUGUGGGUUGUCUCGGCUUCCAGGGUUAUCCUGGGUCCCGCGGAGGCUCCGGUGAACCUGGCGGCAAGGGAACCCCUGGACCCAAAGGAGACGACGGAGACGCCGGAGAUCCAGGCCCCGACAACUUCGAACCAGGACCUCCAGGAACCAAAGGGGCCAAAGGUCACAGAGGACCAGAAGGCAAUCCGGGACCCAUUGGGCCUCCUGGACCACCAGGAACCGAUGAAUGUGAAAUCCUGGAUAUCAUCAUGAAGCUCUGCUCUUGUUGUGAGUGUAAGUGUGCGGCUCUGGACCUCGCCUUCAUCGUGGACAGCUCGGAGAGUAUCGGCUCCGCCAACUUUGCUCUCGCCAAAGACUUCAUCAUCACCGUCAUCGACCGGCUGACCAAAGACCAGCAGCUCAAGUUUGCAAGCAACCACUCCGGACUGAGCGUCGUCCAGUACAGUGGCUCCAAGGCCCAAGAAAAGAUCCGACUGGAAGCCACCGGCCUCAUCGCCUUUAAAGAGAAAGUGAGGAACAUGAAAUGGCUGGCGGAGGCCACGUACACAGGCGAGGCCCUGGAUUUCGCUCUGAGCAACACACUCAGCCUGAUGACCCAUGAGAACAAAGUCGUGAUCGUUCUCACUGACGGACGUUCCGAUCACUCCAGGGACCCAGUUCCCCUCAACGUUCUCUGUGGUAAAGAUCUGCUGGUGGGAGGUUUGGGAAUAAAGGACUACUCGGGCCGUGAGCCCAACCACGAGCAGCUCGAGGAAUUGGUUUGUAAGAGCGACGCCAAACCCGGCUUCGUCUUUGUCCUGGACAACUUCGCCGAGCUGCUGGAUGACACUUUCCUGCAGAACCUCACAUCCAGAAUCUGUCAAAAUAAGACGUGCCCCGACUACAAAUGUCCCCUGUCUUUCACCGAAGAUGUCGACAUUUUGGUGAUGAUGGACAGCUCGGCAAGUGUGGGCCAGAAGAACUUCGCCACUACCAAGACCUUCGUCAGCCGCCUGGCCGAGCGUUUCCUGACCGCCGAGAGGAAGAGGGGGGCCACCGUCAAGAUGGGUGUGGCCCAGUACAGCCGAAGCUCCCGCAUGGAGCAGUCGCCGACCACCAAUCUAACCCUCGUAUCCUAUAAAACCGAAGAGGCGGCCUUCCAAAACGACGGCACCAACGUGUUAGAGGCCCUGGAGUUUGCCGCGAAGAGUUUAGCCGGUCGCGGAGACUCGUCGGGCGGCAGGAGGAAGCUGGUGCUGUUCUCCGACGGCCGGUCUCAGGACGUCACCGAGGACCUGCUGGAGAAUCGCGUUCGCGAGGUGGCGGACGCUGGCGUGGAGGUCUUCGUCAUCGCCGUUGGCACCCAGGUCAAUGAGGUCAACCUGCGCGUGCUGGUGAGCAAGGGGCGGCAGGGCGACAUCAACUACACCCAGCGCCACCUGUUCCGGGUCUCAGACUACAACUCUCUGCUUCACGGGGUCUUCCACCAAACUGUCUCCCGCCGGGUGUCCACCAACAAGCUUUAGAUGUUUAGUCCCGUAUCUGAAUAUUCUGUCUCACUCAUUUACCAUACACUGUGUUCGAGUACUUAAAAAAAAAUUGUUAUGAAUAAUUGUCACAAAAGAGACAAACGAUUGUGUGUAGGUCAAAAGGAAAUGUUUUCGUGAAGUUUACCUGGAGCUUUUUUUCCCCUGAGUUGAGCUUCCGAGGCAGAUUAUCUCAGGCUGUGUGUAAUUUCCACCUUCCGUGCUGAGAUCAUUGGACUAUAAUCCCAAUGAUGGGGCUAGCCUAAACAGUUUUAGUGCCCGGAAGUUCAUUUCAGGGUUAAAAUGUCCCAUGUCGAAAGUGGUUGCCUUGUCCCUGGAGAGCCUUAGUAAAGGCCACAACUAAACUAAAUGUAGAGCCUUUCAGUGCAUUGGAUCCCCUGCAUCAUUUUGCAUUAUUUUCUGCUAUUCAAGACCCGUCCUCUGGCCUACUGGGUUAAAAAUGACUCAGUGUGGCUACACUAUCUUGUCUCUCCAAGACUUGGAGCUCCUGCCAUUCGAAGGAUUUGUCUUAAUGUGGGCUCCGUUUUCUAGCUCUUACCACUUUGUUUUCAAGGUGUCAGAUUUGUGUCACAGUUUUACAACGUAGGGGAACCAGCUGUGGAAGGAAAACGUUCAAAUUCUUUGGCAAGUGCUCGUUUUACCUAAAUAAUUGUUAACCCCAAAUGCUAGUCUGCAUGCCAGGCUAGUCAACUUUGUUUUAGGUUUGCAAGGGUUAGUAGGAAAAAGUCCUAACUCAUGACCGACUUGGUGAAAAGUCACACCUUGAAAUCUUUGUUAGAUCACCAGACCGACCAGGAAAACAGGAAAUUACAUCAAACACACUCCCAAACAAUCCAAUCCAUCCUUCACCUGGUAAUAAUGACGACACCACAGCUGGACUCAGCAUGUUUGUUCCAUCCAAGUGUGUGUAGCUGUAUGUGUGUGAGCGCCUCUGCCUGUACAUCAAUAGUGUGUGUGUGUGUGGAGGUCUGUUGUAUGUGUAGCCCUGGGUGAUUAUUCUAUCAGCAGUUGUGCCGGGGUCGCUAGUUCAAAUCACAGAAUGACAGAAACCUGUUCUUUGUUGUCUGUGAAGCAAAAAGGCCUCACACGCACACACACACACGCACACACACGCACACAUGUGUGUGCCCCAUAAUUUAGGUAGGAAAACAUCUGUCAUGGUGGAGGGCUGGAAAAGAAACGUAUGUGAGGCCCUCACACCCACUUUUAUGAUCCCCGCAACUGUUUCACACACUCAGUGUCGUUGUCAUCCGUGACCCGGAGUCACUGUACUGUUCUUAUCUUUGGUGCUAUGAGUCUCCGUGUAUCAGCCUCUACCCAUGUUGUUAAAGAAGAUAUGUUUACCUGAGGAUACAAAACCUUAGUAGUGUUGUGAGAGCUCCUUCAAUAAAGGUUGCGACACCAAA
Molecule: messenger RNA, 4653 nt
Organism: Pseudoliparis swirei
Lineage: Eukaryota; Metazoa; Chordata; Actinopteri; Perciformes; Liparidae
Gene: col6a1
Product: collagen, type VI, alpha 1
Exons: 35
Coding region: 200-3226 (1008 amino acids)
Source: RefSeq, a predicted model, not a curated record